CAAUAGAACCAGUUGUUAAAACGGGUAAAUUACCGAAGUACAAUUUUGAAUAUAAUAAAAAACGAAAUACAUACAUGCAGACUGCUUAUUUUAAAUCUAAACAAUUGAUGACGUUUUAAAAAAAAAAAACAAGUGUUAUGCUGGAGAGUGCGCUGGCGUUAAAUAAUUUCAAUGCUUACGUCUAUCAAUAAUUACUCGUGUGUUACGUGUGCAUGCCUAUAUGCAUGUGGAUGGGUGUGCGCAUAUGAGCCUCGAAAUUCCAGGCUCUGAAUUUCAGAAUUUAAGAAUAGAAGAGGAUAAGUAAACGCUCGACUUGGAAUUUGCAGUUCACUCGCACGCGUAAUCAUAAUCGUAAAUAGCGCAGUAGCAAGAUGACCGUUUCCUACGCGGGCGAAGUGCCGAAUGGCAGUAGUUUUGGCUGCUUUUGGAAAAUUCUAUGGAAAUGGCGUGGCAGUGUUUAUAAAUUAGUUUGGCGAGAAUUAAUUGCUUAUUUAUGUUUGUAUUAUACAAUAAAUUUAGUUUACCGUUUCGCUUUAAAUGAACAACAACAAAAAAUAUUUUAUAAGAUACGUGCAUAUUUUGGACAACAAAGUGAAAGUAUACCGAUGUCCUUUGUAUUGGGUUUCUAUGUUAAUUUGGUCGUCAAACGUUGGUGGGAACAGUACAGAUUAUUACCGUGGCCCGAUACCUUGGCUCUAUUUAUAAGUGCUGCUAUACCGAAUUCUUCGGGUGGUGUUAAUAAUGAAACUGGCCGGUUAAUGCGAAGGAACAUAAUGAGAUAUAUGGUCUUGGCCUAUGUGAUUACUUUACAACGUAUAUCGUUAAGAGUGAAACGUCGCUUUCCUACUACCCAACAUCUUGUCGAUGCCGGUCUCAUGCACGAGUCGGAAAUGAAAAUUUUUGAAUCACUUAAUCAAAAGAGCCCAAUGUCCAAAUACUGGAUGCCCUUAGUUUGGGCAACAAACAUUAUAAAUCGGGCCCGUAAAGAUGGUUUAAUUGCAUCCGAUCACAUUGUACAAACCAUACUAAUGGAAUUGUCAGAUAUAAGACGUCGAUUAGGUGGUCUUAUUGGUUACGAUACCGUAUGCGUUCCGUUGGUCUAUACCCAGGUAGUCACUUUGGUGCUGUACACAUAUUUUAUUGCCGCCCUAUUAGGCCGUCAAAUGUGCCCAGAAUUGCCAAAUCGUGACGGCAAAGAAGAUUCUGAUUUAUAUUUUCCUUUAUUCACAGUGCUCCAGUUUGUUUUCUAUGUUGGUUGGUUGAAAGUCGCCGAAGUGCUAAUCAAUCCAUUCGGUGAAGAUGACGAUGAUAUUGAACUAAACUGGUUGAUCGAUAGGCAUAUUAAGGCGGCUUAUAUGAUAGUUGAUGAAAUGCAUGAAGAGCAUCCUGAAUUGUUAAGAGAUCAAUAUUGGGAGUGUGUUGUGCCCAAAGACUUACCCUAUACAGUGGCUUCGGAGCAUUAUCGCAAGGAUGAACCUAAGGGUUCAGCGGAAAACUAUAAAGUGAAAAAAGAAGACGCCAUGUAUGCGAAUAUAGUACCGGGAGGCGGCAAGCGUAUAGUGACCGAUGACGUUUAUGCUGAUUACGAGAGCGUUGACACCCCUAUGGUGGAGAGACGUAAAAAUAAUUGGUUAGUGCGACAAUUAUCACGUAUGGGCUCUAUGCGGAGUCAGUCGACAGCGUAUUCCUCAGGUGGUAUGGCCUUUAAUCGAAAUCGUUUAAAUUCCGUGUAUUCAAGUCCAGAAUCCGGUCUGCCAAUGACGAUUAUUCAACAACAGCAAUCGCAGCAUCAAGUGCAACAACAAAUGCAAUCUAAGCCGAGCCUGUACGAAAAAUUUGUUCAUCGUAAAUCUUUACGAGCUCAGCGGCAAUUAAUCAAACAGAACACUCGCUUAAAUGGUUUGAAUGUAAAUACCUCAAAAACACGCCCUCGCAUCCCCACACCAGAUGUUUCCAAGGAAACUAACGAUUCUAAUGCCAAUGCCAAUGCAGCAGUAAUAAUGACCACUACCACACAACCUCAAUUAAGCACUCACACCACCAUGUACUCCCCGUACACGAGCACUGGCAAUCAAGACCAAGGUCAGGUGUUGGGCACUUUGUUGUUGUCACCCAUUAAAGAAAUAGAUAGCUCAUCAUCUAACAAUACCUUGAUUCCAGGGCAUCCAAAUACCAAUGCUUUGGCUCAAGCGGUUAUGCCUAGCAAUUUAAAGGAUAUUAACUUUGGGGUAACAGCUUCUAUACCGGUUACCUCGAACAUUACAACACUGUCGUUCCCUUUUACAACCAACUCAACCGAUACUGCGGCCACAUUGAAUAUCUUACCAAUUGCAACAACGCAAAUACCGACCAUUACAACAACGGCUUCCGGUUUUGAUACCAAUGACGUUAUAACGACUAUACCUGUUUCACUAUCCAUACAGCGUACACCGUCAUCGAUAUCGAUUAGCGAGCUGAACAACAGUAACGACAAAUCAGAUAAUAAUAAUUUGUCAGCAGUCGCGACUCCAGCAGCGACCGCUAUUCUAUCGGUUAAGCCAUUAAACGGUGGCACAUCCAUAUCUCGCAAUAAUAGCUUUAACGCUAAACUAAACCUUAAUAUUAGCAACGAUUCCUCCCCCUCCUAUAUGCUUGAACGUGAACAAUCUAUACGUUCGGAAGGUCGCCCGGAUAAACAAGAUAUUGUUGAUAACAGUAACAAUAACAUAAGUACAUCAAUAAUAACGGCGGCUCAUAAAUUAACCGCCAAAGAAAUGAAUUCAUUAAAUAAUGCGAACACCAUUUCCGCCCCAACAACUUUAGCCAAGCGAACAGCAGAUAGUAAAACUGGUGAAGUCUAUGUUUAAAAAUAAAUAAAUAAAUAAAUAAAUAAAUAAAUAAAAU
Glossina fuscipes is the source of this 2883-nucleotide messenger RNA. It is a transcript of the gene Best2, whose product is annotated as bestrophin-2. The transcript has 12 exons. The record is from RefSeq and is a predicted model, not a curated record. Gene Ontology annotation, molecular function: chloride channel activity. The coding region runs from base 372 to 2846 and encodes 824 amino acids. NCBI's taxonomy places the organism in Eukaryota, Metazoa, Arthropoda, Insecta, Diptera, Glossinidae.